Molecule: messenger RNA, 1196 nt
Organism: Ruditapes philippinarum (Manila clam)
Lineage: Eukaryota; Metazoa; Mollusca; Bivalvia; Venerida; Veneridae
Product: interferon-induced protein 44-like
Exons: 5
Coding region: 1-825 (274 amino acids)
Source: RefSeq, a predicted model, not a curated record
AUGGCGUGUGCAUUGUUGAAGGGGGCGUGGACGACAGCAGAGAAACUUCAAAAUGAUGUACAUGAUAUAAAACCAACAGCCGAGUCUGGUUUGAAAAAGUUUAAAGCCCUUACAAUUGGCCUUCGUGGGCAUGGGAUGUCCUCACUGAUUAACUCAUUUGCUUCUAUACGUGAUGGCCAAAAAGCUAUUGUUUGUAAUGCUGCUCAGAUGGAAGAAACUGUUACCACGCAUUACAGAAAUUUUGUUUAUCCUGGUACCUUGGGACAGUUUGUUCUCGGCCAUAUUUCAGGUCUUCCAUUUUUAAAAAGGGAUAUGCAUCCAUUUCUAGAAAAUAUCAAACUUAUUCUACAAGGACAUAUCAAAAGUGGAUAUAAGUUUAAUCCAGAGAAAAGAAUAUCUUCUGAUGACGAGUAUUAUGAAUCAACACCAACAUUUUCGGAUAGGAUUCAUUGUGUAAUGAUUGUCGUCGACAGUACAAUGGCGUACGAACUUCCCGCAAACUUUGUAUAUGGCGUCAAGGCGAUCAUGCAAACCAUACAUUCAAUGAAUAUCCCUGUGAUAGCCGUUCUAACGAAAACUGACAAGCUAUCACAGCAUGUCAAGUAUAGUGUAGAGUCAAUUUUCCGAUGCAGGAAAAUCCAACAGGCUGUUCAAAAUGUAUCUAAGCAACUAGAAAUUCCUGUGCCAAAGAUAUAUCCUGUUGUCAAUUUUGAAGAAAUUGGGCACUUUACAUGGAGGGAGUCAAUUCCAAUAUUGAUUGUCCUGAGAUCUCUUCUUCUUAUGGCAAAGAUGCAUUCACACAAUGCUGAUAAGGUUGAAGAAUGAGUAGUAAACAACCACAGUGGUUUAAGUUCGUUUCAGAACCUCUGAACAGACGACAUACAUAUGUUUGUUUGUUUGUUCGUCCGUUCGCUCGUUUUGUCUGUUUGUUUGCUUGGUUGUUUAAAAUGAAAGUGUAAUAUUUUGUUAAAAUGGGAGUUUCAUGAAAUUGUGAUGUAAACAUAACUUGUCAAAAUCAAAUGAUAAACUCGUAUUGCAGUCCACGAGGUAAGGAUCACUUUGUGAUCAAUGUUAAAGUACAUAGUCACAUUAUGAAUAAAUGUGUUUGAAUUGUUCUUUUAAAACAAAACACAUGUCAUCUGUAUUUAUUCAUUGAUGGUUUGCUGAAAUGAUUUAUGUAGCGUAUCUUUAUUUUU